GAACAAGAAAAGAAACUACACAACCCACCCGCGCCAACUUCGAAGUCCCGGAUGUCAACCGCACCGGAAGAGAAGAAGGUCCUUUUCCAGCCAUCUUGUGGCUUCAUCUAGCGAAGUGCUCGCACCAAGCCUCGUAGAAUCGGAGGAAAAUCCUGCUGAAGGGGCGCCAUCAUGCCCGGACAAAUGCAAGAAGGUUUUGGCUGUGCCAUAACCAAUCGGUUUGACCAGUUAUUUGACGACGAGUCGGAUCCCUUCGAGCUGCUGAAGCAGGCCGAAGUUAAGAAGAAGAAGGAGGCUGCUGCUCCUGGUGCCGCCAAGACUGCAGCCCAGGCUGCCAAGCAGCCUAAAAAAGAGUCCCAAAAAGACAGAAAGACGCCUUUGGCUGAUAAGAAGGAGGAGACCCAAGCACCAGUUCCACUUAAGAAAGAUGGUGCUGGCAUGAGGAGAAUGGGUCGCAAGCCAGAAGGUGAGAGCUCCAGACCUCAGGGAAAUCAGGGCGAGGGACGUCCUCCCGCAGACAGAAGACCUGUCGACAGGCGGCCGCCACGCCGGUUUGAGCGACCUGCUGGUGAUGCUGUAGAGAAGUCUGAAGGUGGUGAAUUCUCAGUGGAGAAACCUGUUGGGGACAGGCCCAUGAGGGGGCGCGGCGGCAGCCGGGGAGGCCGCGGCGGCAGAGGUCGUGGUAUGGGUCGCAGCGAUGGCUUUGACUCCCGAGGAAAGCGCGAAUUUGACAGACACAGUGGCAGCGACAAAUCUGCGUCUUGUUUCAGUAGUCUGAAAGGUGAGGAGAAGCGUGGAGGAAGUGGAUCUCACAACUGGGGCACCGUGAAGGACGAACUGAAUGAACUUGACCAAUCCAACACCACUGAGGAGAAUCCCGAUGGAGAGGAACAUCCACCUGCCGACUCUGAGAACAAAAGGGAGAAUGAGGUGGAGGAAGUGAAGGAGGAAGGCCCCAAGGAGAUGACUCUGGACGAAUGGAAAGCCAUGCAAGGCAAGGAACGGGCCAAAGUGGAGUUCAACAUUCGGAAGGCCAACGAAGGAGCUGACUGGAACAAAGGAUUUGUGCUGCACAAGUCCAAGGCCGAUCAGAAACCUGAGCUGUUCGAGGUUGAGGCUGAGGAGCCCAAGGGAGACGAUGAGCAUCACUUCCGGAAACCAGCCAACGACAUAACGUCCCAACUGGAGAUAAACUUCGGAGACUUGGGCCGUCCAGGACGUGGACGCGGCGGGCCCCGCGGCGGCGGUGGUCGGGGGGGCAGAGGUCGAGGUGAAGCCAGGCCGGUUCGUGGAGGGAGGACUGACAAGUCGUCUGCGUCUGUUCCGAACGUGGAUGACCCAGAGGCCUUCCCGGCUCUGGCUUAGGCCCGCUCGCUCAUCCUCAGGCCUGCAGGAGCCUCUCGACUCCUCUACGAGGCUUGCAUGUUCCUGGAACCUUCAGCAAAGCGAAAUGAUGGAGAAGACUGUCAUAACUAUGACACUCAAAUGUGAGGACUGAGUUUUAUCUAAUGAAAACAAAGAUUAAAAAAAGAAGAAAAAAAAAAAGGACUUCUUGCUACUCUGGAGCAACUUAUUGGUAGAGGUUUUUUACUUGGAAACAAUGUAGCAGGGAUGUUUUCAUACAGUAUUUUUUUCAGAGAUUAUGCAUUGUCCAUUAAUAAAGUUUUCUAAUUGCUGCUUGGAUAUAUGCAUUGUUGAAAUGGAAGCAAAUGUGGUGUGUGGCGCUGCUGCUUACGCUCAUUUUACAAUGAGCUUCGUGGAGCUCCAACCCCAGCUCCAUCAGCUCUGCCACACUCAAUCUUUCUGAAGAAAUUCCACUUCACAAUGAUUUUAGGAAAAACAAGUUUUCUCUUCAGCACUGGUAUGUUUUAUAUUUUAAAUGGGAGGUCUCCUCCUGUGUUCUCUUCAGCCUGUAAAUCUUUGCUGUUUUCAGAAAUCCUUUAGGAGACGUUGUUUAACACGGUGCAAGUGGACACUUUGACGCUGCUGCCUACAUCAAGUUUGCACCCUAAAUACAGAAGUUCAGCUUUUUCUGCUUUGAAACAUUCUAAAAAGCAUUUUGGUUUAUUUUAAGGAAGCUGGGUUUAAUCUAAAGUUUGAUCUGGAAUUUUCAAAUUCUGAAACGCCGUCUCCAUCUUUGUUUUAUUGUGUAUUUGACAGUCAUUUGUCCCCAUCCAGUGUGGUUCAGGACAGCUACUGCCGUUUCUGCUUUGACCGGGAGAGACGCGUCUGGAGGCCUUUUUAAAAUCUGUUUACACACUCCACCCCUUCACAAAUGUAAACUCGGCCAUUCGGUUUCUGUACUCGUACUUUCCUCCACUGUUCAGUUGCUUUUACAGUGUUACUGCUGCAUAAUUACUCUGAAAGAAAUACAGCUGUCCAUUGUAUGGAUCAGCUGCAGUGCUCUACAAAAUGUGUGAAAUCCAGCCCUGCUAUUGGACCUCUGCCGGUAAAUAAAGGUGGUCAACAAAC
Molecule: messenger RNA, 2472 nt
Organism: Oryzias melastigma (Indian medaka)
Lineage: Eukaryota; Metazoa; Chordata; Actinopteri; Beloniformes; Adrianichthyidae
Gene: serbp1a
Product: SERPINE1 mRNA binding protein 1a
Exons: 9
Coding region: 172-1365 (397 amino acids)
Cellular component (GO): nucleus; cytoplasm
Molecular function (GO): mRNA 3'-UTR binding
Source: RefSeq, a predicted model, not a curated record